Messenger RNA from Candidula unifasciata, 2160 nucleotides. The record is from the annotation of a GenBank genome assembly. NCBI's taxonomy places the organism in Eukaryota, Metazoa, Mollusca, Gastropoda, Stylommatophora, Geomitridae.
AUGGCGGCAGCGGCAAGUUGGAGAAGUAAACUGAAUUCGCAUCCACUGGUACAGCAGUUGAAGAGGAAAACUACUAAAAGCUCAUUGAAUAAGCAGAACACGGAUGCGAAAAGUCUCAUUUGCGUUUAUGGCAGUGAUCUUUACGUCUGGGAUGUGUCUGAAGGGCAGGUUCUUCAUUGUAACCUGAAGACGCUGGUUGAGCAUGAUGGGGAUAAGGAGAAACUUAUCAUCAGCGAUGGAUUCACCUACGACGUGGAAGGCAUUAGCAUUAAUCGGUGUGGAAGCCACCUGGUUGUGUGGGGCAGUCAUGGAGUAAGGGUUGUGGAGUUGCCGAGACGCUGGGGGAAGAAUGCAAUGUUCGAGGGUGGGAAAGAGGCUGUGACAUGCAGGACUGUAUGUAUUGAGGAGAGAACUCUAUCCAGCACACAUUCUCUUCGGGUGAAGCAGGUGACCUGGCACCCUGGCAGUAAGACAGAUUCCCACUUGGCACUUCUGACCUCUGACAAUAUGCUCAGUGUGUACGACAUCCAGCAGCCAGAUCAUCCCAUCAGCACCAUCAAUGUCAAUACUGGAGAUGUUUCCGUGACUCACUCGCCAUCAAGAUCUCUUGUUGGUGCUGCCCUCGGCGAUAUUGCUGUUGCCUUUGAUUUUGGGCCUCCUAUCAUCUUGCAGCCAAAGCCCAGAGUCCUGCAGAUGUCUGCCAAAAUUGAUCCUAUUGAAGUCUGGCCAGUUUAUUGCCUGAGAGGAAGUGGAGAAGUCAUGCUGCUGUACUCACAUCUUUCACAGUUCAGCCUAAUCAAGCUGCCAGUACAAGGACCCUUGAUGAUGUAUCCUCCAGCCGAAGACAACUAUGGGGUGGACGCCUGCUCCAUCCUCUGUCUGCCCACUCCGUUCCCUGUGGUGAUCAUCAGCACCUGUGAAGGCAGAGUCCACCACUGUGUCCAGUUGCCUGGUACACUGGACAUUGAUACCACUCAGUCUGACAUAUCCAGCCCCAUACGCUCUGUAUCCAACACAAGUCUCCACGAGCUCCCAGCAGAGCCGGUGUUGUACGUCAUUGAAACUGCAGAACUGGAACUGUGUUUGAAGCUGCCACGAUUUGAUGGCGACGUUUCAUUCGAGGAUGAUUUUAUGUGUCCUGUUCUUUUAAAGAAAGACAACAGCUGUUUUGACCGAUAUCACUGUGCCCACGCAGCAGGCGUACAUUCAGUAGCCUUGCCCUGGCUAGGGACUGUGGAACACUACUUUACGGAUGAAUCUGGAGAUUUCAAUAUGCCGGAGGAAAAAGAAUGCGUUGUUGAACAUUUAAUAUGCACCAAACCCUUGGUCACAUGUCCUACGUCUCCAGUUCUGGGUGUGGAGGUUGUGUCAGACCCUGUGUUGGGGCCAACCCUUCUGAUACUCUCCAGUGAUUAUGAGUUUACUGCUCUUCCCAUUGGACUUCACUACCGCUUGAGCUCCUUGCACACAGCGGAGGAUGCAGGCGUUAAUGCUGGCCUCUUGUCACCUCUUAGAUACAACAGCAGGGAGCCGUUUAGCAAACAGAUGGAGCAGAUACUACAGAAACGGACCUCGAAUCCGCUGCUCAAAUCAGGCAACAUCUCAACGCUGUCACAACAAGACUGCUUCCAGCUGUUGAGCAGAGCUACUCAAGUGUUGAGAGAGGAGUACAUUCAGAGACAAGACCUGGCUCGCCAGGAGCUGGACACAAGAAUAAACAUCCUGAGAGAACACAAGGAACACCAGCUGCAAGACCUGAAACGGCUGAUAGACUCCAGACACAUACUGAGGGAACAUGCCCGCACCAUCGCUGAACGCCUGGAGACCUGUAAAGAUGACCACGAGAAUUUAUUGAAAAGGUUGGAAUCCGUGCUACGAAAAAUUCAAAGCAGAGUGCCAGUUCUGUCAGAAGCUGAGAGACACAUGGCCAAGGAACUCACCAAGAUCAAAGACAACAUACAGUUGUAUGUCAACAGCAUUGAGCAGGUUAGAGUUAAACAACAGUACCAGGAAAGACAAAUCACCAAGUCUUCUUCCACUGAGUCACCUGUUCUGCAAAAGAAGCAGCUAUCACAGAUUUAUGAUGUACUGAAGGAUGAGGGUGAGGACAUUGAUAAGCUGAAAUGUGAUCUUGGCAGACUCAACAUAGCCUUCAGCUGA